Molecule: messenger RNA, 2120 nt
Organism: Suncus etruscus (white-toothed pygmy shrew)
Lineage: Eukaryota; Metazoa; Chordata; Mammalia; Eulipotyphla; Soricidae
Gene: CHN1
Product: chimerin 1
Exons: 13
Coding region: 5-1387 (460 amino acids)
Biological process (GO): positive regulation of GTPase activity; regulation of small GTPase mediated signal transduction; ephrin receptor signaling pathway
Molecular function (GO): ephrin receptor binding; GTPase activator activity
Source: RefSeq, a predicted model, not a curated record
CACCAUGGCCCUGACCCUGUUCGAUACAGAUGAAUAUAGACCUCCUGUUUGGAAAUCUUACUUAUAUCAACUACAGCAGGAAGCCCCUCAUCCUAGAAGAAUUACCUGCACGAAUGAGCAGGUAGAAAACAGACCAAAGUAUUAUGGAAGAGAGUUUCACGGCAUGAUCUCCCGAGAAGCAGCAGACCAGUUCUUGAGCUUGGCUGAGGGUAGCUACCUCAUUCGGGAGAGCCAGCGUCAGCCAGGAACCUACACUCUGGCUUUAAGAUUUGGAAGUCAAACCAGAAACUUCAGGCUCUACUACGAUGGAAAGCACUUUGUUGGGGAGAAGCGCUUUGAGUCCAUCCAUGAUCUGGUGACUGAUGGAUUGAUUACUCUGUAUAUUGAAACCAAGGCAGCAGAAUACAUUGCCAAGAUGACGAUAAAUCCCAUUUAUGAGCACAUAGGAUACACAACCUUAAACAGAGAGCCAGCAUACCAAAAGCAUAUUCCAGUCCUGAAAGAGACACUUGAUGAGAAAGAUUCUACAGGCCAGGAUGAGGUGUCAGAGAAAAGGCUGACAUCACUUGUUAGAAGAGCAACUCUGAAAGAAAACGAGCAAAUUCCCAAAUAUGAAAAGGUUCAUAAUUUCAAGGUCCAUACAUUCAGGGGCCCACAUUGGUGUGAAUAUUGUGCCAACUUCAUGUGGGGUCUCAUUGCUCAGGGAGUGAAGUGUGCAGAUUGUGGUUUGAAUGUUCAUAAGCAGUGUUCCAAGAUGGUCCCAAAUGACUGUAAGCCUGACUUGAAACAUGUUAAGAAAGUAUACAGCUGUGAUCUGACAACGCUCGUAAAAGCCCACAUCACAAAGCGGCCCAUGGUCGUGGACAUGUGCAUCCGGGAAAUUGAAUCUAGAGGUCUUAAUUCUGAAGGUCUAUACCGAGUAUCAGGAUUUAGUGACCUAAUUGAAGAUGUGAAGAUGGCUUUUGACAGAGAUGGUGAGAAAGCAGAUAUUUCGGUGAACAUGUAUGAAGAUAUCAACAUUAUUACUGGUGCAUUGAAACUGUACUUCAGGGACUUACCCAUUCCACUCAUCACGUAUGAUGCUUACCCCAAGUUUAUCGAGUCUGCCAAAAUUAUGGAUCCCGAUGAGCAAUUAGAAACCCUUCAUGAAGCACUGAAACUCCUUCCACCUGCCCACUGCGAAACCCUCCGGUACCUCAUGGCGCAUCUAAAGAGAGUGACCCUCCAUGAAAAGGAGAAUCUUAUGAAUGCAGAGAACCUGGGGAUUGUGUUUGGCCCAACCCUCAUGCGUUCUCCAGAGCUGGACGCCAUGGCCGCACUGAACGACAUCCGGUAUCAAAGACUGGUGGUAGAGCUGCUUAUCAAGAACGAAGACAUUUUAUUUUGAGGUUUCCGUUGAGGGCAGGGGAGAAAUGCUUUACAGAUGAAGGAAUGUUUUAUAGUAAUUUAAUUAGCUCUUCUAGCUGAAUUAUUAUUUCUUGGUCAGGGUUUGGGCAGACAACCAGAUCAAUGAAGGAACUUUCUGUUGUUUCUGUAGCACCGCUCAGCUCUCCUUGUAAAACAGUGCACACACGCUUUCCAGUUCUAAUACUCCUGGGUGUUUAUCAUGUUCAGAAAAAUUCAAGAUAUUGCAUGAUUAGCUCCCUGUUUGGUACGGAAACUCCACACAAAGGAGAAGACCAGCUUGCACCGCCUCUUCGUCCUGGGUAGCUGUGGUUGAUAUUCAGCAUGUUUCGCAGCGUAAAUCUGUUGUGCCCUCUUUUUUGGAUUCCAUAUGUCAUUGGUUUCUGAUGCUUCUGUAAACAUGCGCACACACAUAUGCACACAUGGAUAAAAUAGCACUUUGACCUGCUACCUUGCCAUAGACUAGCAUACACCUAUUUUUCUCAAAUGCUUUAUUUCUGCUUUCUCUUAGUUCUUCUCUACCAUAAUACUUUCUUUCCAGCAAUGCAAAAUGUGUUUUCGGAUUUGUUACUUUAGUAAAUUAUCCAUAUCAAUAAAAUUUUAAAAAAUACAACGCAGAGCAUUUUCUGUUAAAUUACUGACUUUCAGUUAUAACCUUGUGCUCUAUUUCAGCAUGCAUUUAUUAAUUUAUUAAAUUUGACAUCUAGAAAUCAAAA